This is a messenger RNA of Talaromyces marneffei, 2055 nucleotides long. RefSeq lists its product as uncharacterized. The record is from RefSeq and is a predicted model, not a curated record. Lineage: Eukaryota; Fungi; Ascomycota; Eurotiomycetes; Eurotiales; Trichocomaceae. The transcript has 2 exons. Bases 1 to 2055 code for a protein of 684 amino acids. Gene Ontology annotation, molecular function: ferric-chelate reductase activity. Gene Ontology annotation, cellular component: plasma membrane. Gene Ontology annotation, biological process: copper ion import; intracellular iron ion homeostasis; iron ion transport.
AUGGACAUGUCAAGCAUGGACAUGGGUGGUAUGUCCACAGGUGCGGGCAUACCGACCUUCUUCCAGUUCCAGCAGUACUACUGGGCUAUUGUUGGGACAGUCAUUGCCGUUGCGACUGUAGCCAAUAUAUUCAAUCUGUUUCUAGCAAAACAACGUCUACUCGAUAAAUCAAGCACACCGGCACAACCAAAAUCAAUACUCUUCCAGACAUAUGCAACCAUCACAGCAAUUACCAGAGAAGUCGCUAAUGUGGCGCUGCAACCCGUCAAGCUGGGUAACUACACCCUACACCUUGCGCCCAUCGGACCGGUGUCGCUGGUGUUGGCUAACCUGCUGACCAUAUUGACCAUGAUGUUUUAUGGCUUCGAUACCGUCAACUGGGUAAACUGGGAGAACAUCGGGUACAGAACCGGAUUCAUGACCAUCUGCCAAUUACCUUUAGUUAUCCUGCUGGCCGGGAAGCAAAACAUCAUCGGUUUAUUCACCGGCAGCAGCUACGAACAGCUAAAUUGGUAUCAUCGUUGGGUUUCGCGCACGCUGUGGUUGUCGGCAACUAUUCAUAUGGCCUUUUGGUUUCGGGAUUAUGGCAGGUUUCACUAUAUCGUGACUAUGCUCAAGACCGACUACUACACCCAGCAUGGCUUUGCAGCAUGGAUCAUUUUGAGUUUCAUCUUCCUUACUUCGUUCGCCCCAGUGCGUCGCUGGAACUACGAAUUUUUCGUCGUUCAACAUAUCGUCACCAUGGCCGGCUUUCUUGCUGCCGUCUACUUGCAUGCCACGGACGAAGUCAGAUUCUGGGUCUGGAUCCCGAUCGGUUUUGUAUGUUUUGAUCGAUUUGUGCGGAUCCUGGUCCUAGCUUUUGCCAAUUUGUCUAUUAUUCACUUUUGGUCGAAGAAGCAACGUCCAUUUUUUGCCAACCAGGCUACAUUGACACCUCUGCCUGGAAAUGUUACACGUAUUACCGUCCAGGAUCCGCUUAUCAAGUGGAAUCCCGGACAGCAUGUGUUUUUGAGUUGCCAUUCUGUGGCACCUUUGCAAAGCCAUCCAUUCACCAUCAUGUCGCUUCCAUCGGACAAUAAACUCGAGUUUCUCGUGCGUGCCGAGAAGGGUGGUACCCGACGGUUCUUUCGGUUUGCAACCAAACACAGUGCCUUACUAGGCGAAACACAAUCGUCGGAUACGAGUAAACGAGCAGUGUUCAUAGAAGGACCGUAUGGAUCUGUUCGACCAUUACGCCAAUUUGACAGCGUUGUUCUCUUUGCCGGUGGAAUGGGCUGUACCUAUACCCUCCCGCUAAUGCGUGAUAUUGUGCGUGCGUGGAAACAAGAACCCCAGAGAACCAUGCGGUUAGCCGCAGCGAAACGAAUUCGGUUCAUUUGGGUAAUCAAGUCACGCAGCCAGUUGAGCUGGGUGGAACCAGAGUUGCAGUCUGUGCUUCAAGAUAUACAAGACCUCAAACAGCAGCAUCCGGAUACGGAUAAAGAGGUAGAGAUUAGUAUAUACUUGACUUGCGAUGAAGCUUUGGAAAAAUCUACGCAUCCUACCACUACAGUACUAGCGCAACGCAGUUCUACAGAGGUCUCAAGAAAUGAAAACAUUGACGAAAAGAAAACCCUCGAACCAGAGAAUGUGGUGAGACCCGUCUCAUCGACAUCCAAGUCUUCAGGAACAAACGAGCCGUCAGGCUGCGGCGUCACAAGGAAAUGCUGCUGUACAACGACCAUCGAAAACGAAGAUGAUAUAUCAUUCGUACAGAAAUGCAACUGCUCCGGCGCCGCAGAAAAGGUAGCUUCAUCAACGUCGUCCUCUCCCUCGACAACCUCUCUAGUCCACAUGAAAGGAUUCAAAGCCAUGACUGGCCGACCACAUCCGCGAUCUAUUAUACAUUAUGUCUUAGAGCAGGCUGAGGGCGAGAGUGCGGUGGUCGUAUGUGGGCCGCGAGGGCUAGCUGCUGAUGUGCGACAGAGUGUUGUCGCGUUGAGUGACGAGCGAGCUGUGCACAAGGGCACGGGGGCGCAGGGGAUAUAUCUCCAUGUCGAGAAUUUUGGGUUGUAG